Molecule: messenger RNA, 924 nt
Organism: Danio rerio (zebrafish)
Lineage: Eukaryota; Metazoa; Chordata; Actinopteri; Cypriniformes; Danionidae
Product: zgc:195173
Biological process (GO): inflammatory response; regulation of lipid catabolic process
Cellular component (GO): extracellular region
Molecular function (GO): signaling receptor binding
Source: RefSeq, marked predicted
UCUCGGCGUCUGCAUUUCUCUGAAGCUCCUUAUUAAAAACCGGCAUUUCAGUACUGGAUAAAGAUGCCCGUGUUUCUGCUCUUCAUGCUGGUCAGUGCUGGACUGUUUCUGGACUCGUCGGAGGCUCAGGAGGAUCUCAGCAAACUUUCCGAAAACCACAGGAAAGGUGUUGAAAUGGCUGUAGAGCAGAUUAACUCGCACCAGACCAUCAAAAGCGUUUUUCUCUUCUUCAGGAGUCUGGACAAGUCUGAAAUCGACGGUGGAUUUGGUGUGAGUUAUCCUUUUCAUCACUUUAACCUGAAAGCCACCAGAUGCCCUAAAGGAACUAAAGAUCCAAACCCGACUAAAUGUGCUUUCAGAAAUGACAGGCCUCUGAUUGACUGUGGGAUCUGCUAUAAGAUCUACAAUGGAGAGAUACAGAAUGAACCGAAGCCGUACAUCCACUGCAUUCACAAACCACAGCUCACACAGGACUUGUUGAAUACGAGAAUUGAUCACUGCAAAAAAAUGAGCUACACUAAUGGAUCUCCAUCUCUCCUAGCAGCGAUAAAGCCGUAGAAGAUCACAUCGUAUUUCUUUAAUGUCACUUUUUAAAGAACCGAUUUUGAUGUAUUCAGUAAUACUGUAGGCAUCUUUGCAUUGUACAUCAUCAUUUCAAUACAGAUUUUUUACUGUGCAUCUUAGAUUAGUGGCAGUAGUUAUUAUGAGUGCCAUUUAUUUGUUUUGUUUCAAUAAUCAGAAUGUUUAAUUAGUAUUCAAUAGGACACUAAUCAUUAAAAAUGUAAUAGUAUGAAUUUUUUAUGUUGGACAAGGUUAAACAAGAAUGUGUUUUUAAGUCCUUACUUUUUCAUUUAUUAUUCAUGCUAACAUUAAAAUUAGCCUGUUUUAUGUUUUUCUCAAUGAUUCUCUUGAUUCAUGCAUCGG